AGGGAGGCUGCCGUGGGCGGCCCGCUGGAAGGAAGAGCCCAGGCGACGUUCCAUUCCUAGCCGAGGGAGGCGCUCGGGAACAGCCGGGCCCUGGCAGCAGUGUUCUAGCCCAGAGAGCGUGCAGCAGCGCCCGGCUAGCCAGCAGCUUUAUGCACUAGCCACCGCCGGUGGCAACAGCCAGCCUGCCCCUUCAGCCAAGAGCAGCAGCAGCAGCGACUCACCCACCGCAGCCCUGGCGGCAAGAGAGCUUGGACCGAGCAGGCAGGCCGGAGGAGGUGGCGGCGGCGGCGGCUGGAAUGAACCAGACCCAGGCCCUGGGGAAGCGAUGGAUAGGAAGAGGUGGGAGUGCUCUGCUCUCCCCCAGGGAUGGAAAAGGGAAGAAGUGACCAGGAAAUCGGGGCUCUCCGCUGGCAAGAGCGAUGUCUAUUAUUAUAGCCCAAGCGGGAAGAAAUUUCGGAGCAAGCCACAGCUGGCCCGCUAUUUAGGAAGCUCCAUGGAUCUGAGCAGCUUUGACUUCCGGACAGGGAAGAUGCUCAUGAGCAAGAUGAACAAAAACCGGCAGAGGAUUCGCUAUGACUGCUCCAGCCAAGCCAAGGGCAAACCCGACUUGAACACCGCCCUCCCCGUCAGGCAGACAGCUUCAAUCUUCAAACAGCCAGUCACCAAGAUCACGAACCACCCCAGCAAUAAAGUGAAGACGGACCCUCAAAAAGCAGUUGACCAGCCUCGGCAGCUCUUCUGGGAGAAGAAAUUAAGUGGUCUGAAUGCCUUUGACAUUGCAGAGGAACUGGUGAAAACAAUGGACCUCCCAAAAGGUGUGGGGCCCGGCUGCACUGACGAGACCCUCCUUUCCGCCAUUGCCAGCGCCCUCCACACAAGCACGAUGCCCAUCACGGGGCAGCUCUCUGCUGCUGUCGAGAAGAACCCUGGCGUCUGGCUGAAUACUUCGCAGCCCCUCUGCAAAGCCUUCAUGGUGACGGAUGAAGAUAUCAGGAAACAGGAGGAGCUGGUUCAGCAGGUGCGGAAGAGGCUGGAAGAAGCCCUGAUGGCAGAUAUGCUUGCCCACGUGGAGGAGAUCGCCAGGGAUGGGGAGGCGCCUGCCGAGAAGCUGCGGGGAGAGGAAGAUGGCGAGGACGAUGAGGAAGACGACGUGGAUCGCAGCCAAGAGAUGGAGAACGUAUAGUCGAAACCGUUUCCGGGGAGUUACAGUUGAGAAUUCUGACCUCGUCACUGUCUCCGCAGAGGUGAAAGUGUCUUCAGACUGCAUUAAGCACCAGCUAUGUUUCUCUCUGCGUGGCAGUCGUUGACAUCUGUUCGUGGAACGCCGGUGGUUUGGUAGAUGCUGGAUAAUUUUGAAGAAGGACUUGUAUUAUACUCUUAACUCCUCUCCCAUCCUCUUUUGUUUUUUUCUUUCCUUGAAAGUCUCACAGGCAGCUGGGAAGGAAGAGGGGACUUUGCAGAACGUGUUUAAAACAAACUCCGUUUCCCAGAUCAGCAAUACAAUCUGGGCUGCUCUUUUUUUUUAACACCCCCUGAUUUUUUCUCUGUCUGUCAAUGAUCAUCUGUAACCACUGCAGAUCAUGAGUUCAACAUGUGAGAGCUUUCCGUGAAGUUGUUGUGUUCUGAUGGGAGUUUUUAAAGAGUUGUUUUGGGUUUUCAAAUCCCAGAGGUAAAAUGUGCCUUUCCAUUGAGGGUUGGGGUGGGCUUCGGGAACGCUGUCUUUUCCACGUUUGGUGCCCUUUUUAUAUACUGGAGGAAACCUACUGCAGACCUAGAACUCAUAUGCAGGUGGUUUUUAUAGAAGCACUGGAGGGUAGCUUUUUGCAUCCCUUGGAAACAUACCAGUGGGGCAGAACUUUUGUAAUCCGGAAGUGCAGAUUGAUAGAACCAUUGUAAUGAGAACAGCAGAGGUGAAGGGAAAGAGUACAUUCUUUUUUCUGAGCUUUCCAGUUUCUGUUCUGGGUUCAGUAGGGUAGAUUUGUGUGUUUCCCAUAAUUAAAAAAAAAACUGUUAAGGGAAUGAUAAAUGAUGCACACAUGAGGAUUGAAGUUAACCAAUCCAACAAUGAAAUCAUACAAAUCUUGGUCUCUUUUGGCAUUAGCUGAGGUUUCUUUGUGUCCUGGAGGGAGGGGGAGUUACAUUGAAUACUGAUAUUGUUGGUGUGUAUUUGGCCCCCUUGGAUAUUCCCCCUUACUCAGAUCCACCCCUUUUGAAGAUGUGAUGGAUUGGGGUGGGAGGAGACAAAUCCAGGUGGGGGAAUUUCUGAAUUGCCUGAGGUCUUUGUAAAGCAGUUCACCAACCUUUGGUAUUGAUAUGUAAGAUGGGGGCAGGGGAGAGAGGGAUAGGAAUUCAAGCUGAAAUGUACCUACUUUGGGGGGCGGGGGGGGGGGGGGGGGGGAAAUGCAGCUCUCCUGUAAGAGGAGGAACCUCGCACACAUUCAGUACCCCGAUGAUUCUUGGUAACUAUAAACUGGUGCCUUUCCUGUUGGGGUGAAAUCAUAUGACCAGCUCCCCGAAAGGCAUUUGUCAAAGAAAUUGUUUCUGGUGUAUUUUGAACUCAAGAGCAAAGCCAUUUUUUUGGGUUGAGACUUUGGGGAACAAUAUACAAGUAGGGAGGAGCUUUAACCCUGUUAAUUCUGGGCCAAAUUAUUCAACAGAGCUGUUUCCCAUUAUUGGUUGCUAUUUAGAAUUUUUUUUCCAAGUUUUGUUGGUAGCAGUCCAUCCAGUAAAUCAAAUCUAACCGCCUUCCCCUGUUUAUAUCCCCACAGUUGAUUGCCUGUAUGGAUGCUUGUUUCCUAGAAAAGUCUGGGAAAUCCUCAGAAUAAAAUCGCAAAAAUGUAGUCUUUGUACAUUGUAGAAAGGAGAAGAUCAUGUUGUACUCGCUGUGGGAAAGUACGUGAUUGAUUUGACAUGUACACACUUGGAGAUCUUUUGUGGUUGGGGGGGAGGGCUGUUGGAUUGGUUGUCUUCGUGGUCUCUGGUGAGCCGCAGCAGAUGGAUGUUUCGGUGCAUCAAAAACAAAAGUGGUUUUAACAGGGAGCCCCGUGCAGAUUUCAGAAAGUUCAAGCACCCUUUUUAUGUAUUCCAAAUGCGCACUCCAUCCUCCCGACUGCUUGUGUUGGCAUCUUCAUGUACAGUUCUUGUUGCAGAAUAUUAGUUUUGUAAUAAAAACGUUUUCUUCAUAAGUUUAA
Messenger RNA from Sphaerodactylus townsendi, 3191 nucleotides. RefSeq names its product methyl-CpG binding domain protein 3 (gene MBD3). Gene Ontology annotation, molecular function: DNA binding. The transcript is spliced from 7 exons. Bases 326 to 1183 code for a protein of 285 amino acids. The record is from RefSeq and is a predicted model, not a curated record. Lineage: Eukaryota; Metazoa; Chordata; Lepidosauria; Squamata; Sphaerodactylidae.